AUGGCCGAGGUAACCACCGUCGCGCUGCUCUUCGAGUGGGCCCAGCUCGACGGAGUAGCCUCAGCUUCUCUCAUGGCAGCCCUUGGGCUACAGGAGAGCGACCAUCCGCGGGUGCUCGCGAACGUGUCGGCUGAGGACUGGGACAGGGCCCUGGCAGCAUGGCGAGUUGGGGAGGCCCCGGCAACCCCGGCUCAAAGAUCCAAGGCGGUGGUGGCGAGGGGGGCUGCGGUGCCUCCACAGGCGCUGCCGGCACAGGCACCGUCGACACAGGUGCCGCCAGUGCAGACGGGCGCGGCCGCGGCGCCAGGUGCCGCCCUGGGCACCUUUGCGCUCAACACGGUGACGAAUCAGGCUUCCGAUGUCGUCAUGAGGGUGCUCGACGGCGACGAGCUGAAGGUGGCGUACAGCAACUACAAGGUCAUCUUCGGCAUUCACCCUCCUCCGGAGGAGGAGCUCACGGCGGAGCAGCUCACUGCGAUCAAGAAGAUGCUCGAUGUUGAUUUGGCCCCGUACAUGGAUUUCUCGGUGUGGGGCCCAUUUGGGAACCGCAUGGUUCGAAAGCUCAAGCUCCACGGCCAUACAUUCACCUCUGAGGGCACGUUCGUGCCUAUCGAGGUUGCCGGCCCGCCGAGCUUCGACUUUUGGGCUCGGUCGUAUCAGUGUCUGCGGACGGCGCUGAUCUCCUGGAAGGCCGUCGACUUGGGCCGCCUUGACCUCUACGCCGGCAUGGUGAAGCGCUACGUGACGCGCUAUGGGCCCACUGUCUGGUUGCAGAUCUACCAGGCGGAGGUGCGGUGCAGGAACGAGCGCAUGGAGCGUGUGCGCAGACGCGGUGAAGAAGAGCGCGCAGCUGCACUUGGCGCAGGCGGCGCCCAUCCCAUGGACCCCAUCAGGCCAUGGAACUGGGUCUGGGGCGAGGUCCUCAAGGACGCGGACUUCUGGCGGGUUGAGCUGGAGGAGCCUGCUCUGUUGACCCUGAACCGGGCGAUGGGCCAGGCUCCAGUCGGGGACGUGGCGGCGCCGAGCGCGCCCAAGCGCUUCCUCAACGUGGACGCGCCCGCGGCACCGCCCCAGAAGUUUGCCAAGGUGCACGAUGUGGACGGCAACGUGUUCCGGUCCAACCGGAAGGGCAAAAAGCUGUGCGAGGCCUUCAACCAGGGUUCGUGCCCUCACUCCCCGACGAGCGCGGUGUGCCCCAAGAACAGCGCGGAGAGUCACGUGAAGCAGGGUGCGGGCGUUGAUGCCGCGAUCUCUGCUGAGAACUCUCUGGGUGUCGAGGGCCUGGUCGGCAACGAGCCCGUCGUAGCUGAAUUCAAGAUGCUGCACCUGUUCUCCAGGCGAUGUGGGUUGCCUGGAGGUUUUGACGUGGCAGUGCGUGCAUGUGGUGGCGAAGUGGACGCGGUUGGCUUGACGGCGUCGGCGGAGCUGGACUUGUGCGACGAGUACGUGUUCGAGGGUUUCCUCGGCAAGGUUAGGUCCAAGACGUACGCCGCGGUGUUCAUGACUCCGCCUAGUAGCACGUUUCGCACGCCGACUGCGACGUGCAGCGAUGGGGGGCGCGGGCCGCACAUGCUGCGUGGGCGCGGAACUCCUGACAUUUAUGGUGUUCGCGGGCUUCGUGGGCGCCAUAAGGAGAUGGUCCGCGCGGGUACGCUGUGUGCCUUGCGGUGCGCUGUGGUUGCCGAUGCCUGCAUGGAGUGCGACGUCGUGUGGCUGUGGGCACAGCCGGAGUCGUGCGGCGACGAACCUCGCAUGUUCGACCUGCCCGAGGUGGCGCGGCUGCUGGAGCGCGAGGGCGUUCUCGGUACUUCCUUGGACCAGUGUGCGUAUGGCAGCCCGUGCCGGAAGCCCACUACGUUCGUAGGCAACUUGCAGCUGGUGGGCCUACGCUGCAGACAUGGGGCUCGGCAUCAUUGCGAACCGUGGUCGACUGAGAGCUUCGCUGCGUUUCCGGCGCCCCUGAAUAGGUAUGUGGCGGAGCAUGUCGCAGCUGCGGUUGCGCGGCGGAGGCGGCAGGGCGACGUUUCUGCACCUCGUGAGCCUGCGUGCGUCGGCCGUGGGCGCACGGAGCGCGAGCAGGUGUUGCGCGACGCGGCUCUACUGGCAUUGCGCGGUGACGCGCCGCCCGAACCCGGAGACGUGACCUACGAGAAUGCGCUGCGGGGUGCCCGGGUCAAUCCGAAGGAGGUGCGGCAGCAGGAAGACGCUGACUGUCUCGGCGGAAUGGCCCGGGCGGCAAAGGCAGUCGCCUCGCUGCCGGGCAACCUCGUCACAGGCGGCCGCGUGCGCGCAAUCUUGGACGAAUACUUGCACGAGAACCCGUCGGUGAUCGACGAGUGUCUGGACGCGCUUGGUUCCGAGGCCCCAGACGCUGGUCCGCGCGAGGCGACGUUGGACACGUUGCGCGCGCUGAUUGCGAAGCUAUUCGAGGUCACGGACGUGGGAGCGACGAAGAACGAGGAUUGCUCGUCGCCGAUUCGGUCGUCGCUCCUUGCCGCCUGGGCUGAUCGCGCCGGCGACCCGGGCCGCGAGGCGGCGAGGUGGGUUGCGUCUGGCGCUCCCGCCGGCAUCUUGGCGCAGCCGUUGUUGGCGGGCGUCUUCCCUCUGGCCGAUCCCGAGUCCGGCGACGUCGUGGCACCCGAGGACCUAGAUGCCUCGAUCGACGAUUUCCGGAACUACGCCGGAAUGGAGGAGGACGACGAGGUCAUGGCGCAGUUGCUUGAGUACACCAGCAAGGGCUACCUGAAACGGUUCGACUCCUUUGAGGCCUGCGAGGCUUACUUGGGCGGCCCCCCCGUGCUCUCGCGUUUCGGGGUGGUGUCGAAGGUGAGGUUCGGCAAGUUGAAGCGCAGAUUGAUCCUCGACGUGAAGCAGUCGGGGGUGAAGCUCAGCACUCGGCGGGUGCACAGAGUCCCCCUGCCGAGGGUGACCGACGUCAUGUACGACGUCCGGGACUCCAUCAGCAAGCGGCCGCUUGCCGCUGACGAGGCCAUCGAAUUCAUGGUUUUGGAUUUCGUCGACGCCUUCUGGAACAUCCCUCUGGCUAGGGAGGAGCGGCGCUUCUUCGUGGGGGUGAUGCGAGGCGUGUACUUCGUCUUCCUUCGCGCGGCGCAGGGGUCGCGCAAUGGGCCGUUAGCAUGGGCCGGCGUUGCGUCCCUGGCGGUGCGCUUGGUCCAGGCCGCUCUCUGGGACAAGGGCGAGUGCAACGUGCGCAUCAACACGUACGUGGACGACCCGCUGUCGAUGGUGAGGGGCACGACCUCUCAGAGGAGGCAGCGCAUUGCAGUCUUGAUCCUCUUGUUCCGGGCAUUGGGCUUUCCGCUGUCCUUUCGGAAGGGGUCUCUUGGGGCCCGCGUCGAUUGGAUAGGGCUGACCGUCCACGUCCAGCCAAAGGUGUUGCACGUCACGAUCGCCAGGCAGCGCGUCGACGAGUUGAGGGGGCUCGUCGAGGAAGCCUUGGCGGUGAACGUCAUUAGUAGGAAGUGGCUCAAGAGCUUCGCGGGUAAGGCCAGCAGCUUUGCAUCGGUGUUGGUCUUCUGGAGGCCCUUCCUUCAGUUCCUGUGGUCGGCGAUCUACGCGGCCCCGUCGGCGGGCGUCCCCAAGCACUGCGUCUGGGCCAAGCAGUGCGCGGUGUCGUUCAAGUGGAUCAAAGCGUUCCUGGACGGCAUCGAGGGCGAUAUGGUCCGCACGUUCGACUUGGAUCUCCAGCAGGUCUGUAAGGUGAGGAUUCGCAUGGUGUUCGACGCCUCGCCGUGGGGUGCCGGCGGCGUGCUGCUGGAGGGGGACAAGAUCGUCGCGUGGUUCGCGACGGAGUUCGGCGAGCAGGACGAGAUCGCCACAGGGGUGCAGUUUGGCAGGUCCGAGUCCCAGCAGGUCGCAGAGGCACUCAGCAUCCUGCUGGGGAUGAGGGCGUGGGCCAACUCUUGGCUUGGGUGUUCCCCGAGGCUUGAAGUGCGUUCUGACAGUGUCACGGCGCUCUACAUGCUGGCGCGGAUGAAGACGCACAGCCCUCACGUCGCCGUGAUUGCCAGGGAGCUGGCCCUUGCCCUCUCGGACGCCUGCGUCAGGCCAGACGUGGUGGCGCACAUCCCAGGCAGCCUUCCGGAGGGCGUCCCGGAUACGAAACUCUGGGAGUUCGUAUCUUCCGUGUCCGGGGCGGACGGCCUCCGGGAGGCGCGCCGGCCUCCGCAGGAUUGGUCCCUGGACGCCCAGUGCAACCCUCAACCGGACCAGGUCACCCGUGAAGCUGCUUGGCGGGUCGGCCUGGUCGUCGCCAGGGGGCCCGGCGUGGCGUCCGUACCGUUUUGGUUCCCGCUCAGCAUGCCGAAACGCAAACUGGCGCCGAGCGGCCCGCCGCGCUUGCGAUGGUCCGCCGCGGAGCCCACGGUGUCGCGGGCCGCAGCUGCUGCCGGGUUCAGCUUCCUGGGCCUGCUCCGGGGCGCGGCGGCGGCGGUCGGAGCGUCGAGGCAGCGACGCAAGGCCGGCCAACUGAUGCAAGUGGUAGCUCGCGGCACGACAUGCCCACGCUGCGGCCAUCGAUCGGAGGGCUCCCGAGCGAGUGCGCUGAACGACCUCAUGUCGGCCACAGUGGCCGCCUCGGCAGCUGCUCCGAGGGAGUCGCUGCUUCAUACGUGGUGCUUCUUCCAUGCCGCCUGGUUUGGUUCGGACAUUGACGUGCUCCCGGUCACAGUGGCCAAACUUUACGCGGUGGGGGCCAUGCUGCGUGCCGGCGGCUACCGGUCUGUUGGAAAUUACAUUUCUCGCGUCAAGGAUUGGCACCUGGAGCACGGCUACGCGUGGACGGAGCACUUGGAGCGAGCAGAACGACAGACGAAACGGUCAGUGACGAGAGGCAUUGGUCCAGCUCGGCAGUCUGCUGCAUUGGACGUUGACGUGGCAUGGAGAGCUACCGCUUCUUGCUCCCCGGAUCCUGUCUGCCCUGGAGGGCCCGUGGGCGCGGCGAACCUGGUAGUGGCGGGCUCAUUCUGGAUGCUCCGGGAGCUCGAGCUCAGCUUCGCGAAGGUCAAGCAUCUGGCGGUCGACGUCGGGAAGCAGUUCGUGGACUGGACGUUGCCGACCUCGAAGACUGAUGUUCGGGGUCUGGGGAAGGUUCGUAGAUGGGAGUGCAUUUGCCGUGGCGACCGUCUGCGUGCAUGCCCGUUUCAUGCCAUUCUGGACCAGCUGGCUGUCUUAGAGAGGAAGUUCGGCGGCACCGUCGACUUGCAGGAGUUGCCAGUGUUCCCUACGUUGUCCGGGGGGUGCGUUGAGAAGGAAGCGGUUGUGAAGACCAUCGAGUACGUGGCACUACGUUGCGAAGAGCGGCUGUUUGAUGAUCUUGGAGCUCGGCGCUUUGGAGGCCACAGCCUGCGCGUGACGGGUGCGAGACACCUGGCUGGAAUGGGGGUGAGCAUAGCGCUCAUCCAGUUGAUGGCCCGUUGGUCGUCCGACGUCGUUCUGCGCUACGUCGCGGAGUCGCCUCUCAGAGGUCUGUCGGACGUCGUGCGACGCGGGGCCGCAGCGGCGCCCCUUGGCCACACCAUCCAGGAGCUUGCCGCGCAGGUGGACACUUUGACGGAGGGCGCCGUCGCGGACAGGCGCACGUUGGUCUACUUGCGCGAAGAGCUGGAGCUUGCGAAAGCCAGGGAGGUGUCCCCGCCUGCGCCCAUGGUCUCAGACACCUUCGUUCGCAACCUGGAGUCGGGCGUUGUGCAUCGCCCGGCUGUGUGGUCGCGGGGCGUCGCGCCACGAUGGUGGCAAGCGUGGUGUGGUUGGUCUUUUGGAAGUUCCGCCUUCGAGGAGUGCGCUUCGUUGCCGACGUGCGGCGCCGAGCUGUGCGGCGUGUGCUUCCGCAGCGAGAAGCGCGAGGCGUUGCGUGCCGAAGCGUCCCUGGAGGUGGGCCCCUCCGGCGAGGUCGCGCGGACGGAGCCGGGGCCUGGCGCGAGCAGCGAGGCCCACCGACAACGUAUGCACCGUUAUCGCGGAGCCGAACGCCCACAUCCUGAACUGGGGCUACGGGAAAAGACCGAUGACAUCGGCCCACACUGGUGUGCAUAUUCGGUUGCGAAAGCGUUUCUUCAGGUUGUGCCACUUCCGACAUAUCCACUCACCACCAGAGGGGCUGCAGGGCCGAUUGGGUGUUGUGGAGGUGGGGUCUGGGCGAUUUCAUAUGCUGGCGAUUUGUGACUUAUCCGUAAGGGCUUCGCCCCGUGCCGCCGGCCGCC
Messenger RNA from Prorocentrum cordatum, 6221 nucleotides. The record is from the annotation of a GenBank genome assembly. NCBI's taxonomy places the organism in Eukaryota, Dinophyceae, Prorocentrales, Prorocentraceae.